CAGCACCACUAGUACAGAGAGCUGUGUAUCUAGCAGUAUCUAGCAGCAGCAGCAGCAGCACCUGGAGGGGAGGAGCCGGCCACUGACACAUCCACAUCCCCACACUCCGAACGUCAGCCAGGGGGGAGCAGCCAAUGGCCACCGGGAUCCUCCUGUACUGAGCAGCGCACACAACAUGGAGCACAUCAGGCUGCCCAAGGUUGAAAAUGUGCGCUUGUUUGACCGGAUAUCUUCCAGGAAGGCGGCCUUGGGAACCUUGUAUCUCACAGCUACUCACGUCAUUUUCGUUGAAAAUAUCUCAGAAACUCGCAAAGAAACUUGGAUUCUUCACAGCCAGAUCUCUGCCAUUGAGAAACAAGCGACAACUGCCUCCGGCUGCCCUUUACUUCUCCGCUGCAAAAACUUCCAGGUUAUCCAGCUCAUCAUUCCGCAGGAAAGAGACUGCCAUGAUAUUUACAUCUCAUUAGCCAGACUCUCUAGGCCAGUUAAAUAUGAAGAGCUGUAUUGCUUUUCUUUCAAUCCCAAGCUGGACAAGGCAGAACGAGAGGAAGGCUGGAAGCUAAUUGACUUAAGUGAGGAAUACAUUCGAAUGGGGGUUCCCAAGAGCCUGUGGCAGCUCAGUGAUGUCAAUCGGGAUUAUCGUGUGUGUGACUCGUAUCCCACUGACCUCUACGUACCAAAAUCUGCAAGUGUGCCAGUCAUCGUUGGGAGCUCCAAAUUCCGGAGCAGGGGCCGCUUCCCCACUCUCUCCUAUUAUAGUCAGAAUAACAAUGCGUCCAUUUGUCGUAGUAGUCAGCCACUGUCUGGCUUCAGCGCGCGGUGUCUUGAAGAUGAACAGAUGCUGCAGGCCAUACGGAAAACUAAUCCAGGAAGUGAUUUCCUUUAUGUUGUUGAUACCAGGCCAAAAUUGAAUGCAAUGGCAAACCGUGCAGCCGGGAAAGGCUAUGAGAAUGAAGAUAACUACUCAGAUAUAAAGUUUCAGUUUAUUGGCAUUGAGAACAUCCAUGUGAUGAGGAACAGUCUGCAGAAGAUGCUGGAAGUUUCGGAACUUCGCUCUCCUUCUAUGGGGGAAUUUCUUUGGGGACUAGAAGCCUCUGGAUGGCUGAGACACAUCAAAACCAUACUGGAUGCAGGCAUCUUCAUUGCAAAGGCAGUGUCGGAAGAAGGAACCAGUGUACUUGUUCAUUGUUCUGAUGGAUGGGACCGCACUGCCCAGGUCUGCUCUGUGGCAAGCCUACUGCUUGACCCGUAUUACAGAACCAUCAAAGGGUUUAUGGUAUUAAUUGAAAAAGACUGGAUUUCAUUUGGUCACAAAUUUAAUCACAGGUAUGGAAAUUUAGAUGGGGACCCAAAAGAAAUCUCACCAGUGAUGGAUCAGUUUUUGGAAUGUGUUUGGCAGCUCAUGGAACAAUUCCCGAGUUCUUUUGAAUUUAAUGAGCGGUUCUUGGUCCACAUUCAGCAUCAUAUAUACUCAUGCCAGUAUGGAAACUUCCUCUGCAACUGCCAGAAGGAGAGGAGAGAACUGAGAGUUCAAGAGAAAACCUACUCACUGUGGUCCUACUUGUGGAAGCAGCAGUUAGAUUACAUGAACCCACUGUACAGAGCUGACAGUCAAACACAGGCAACGCUGCACCCAAAGACUGCGCCAUGCAAUUUCAAGUUCUGGAGAGGGCUUUACAACCGCUUUGAAAAAGGCAUGCACCCCCGACAGUCGGUGACUGAUUUUCUGCAGGCGGUGAAAGAAGAGACCCAGCAGCUGGAGGAGGAACUGGAGUUCAUGGAAAAGAGAUUGGCUAAACUGGAAACUGAGCAGACCAAUAAAACCAAUAAGAAGCUCUGUGACCACCAGAAAGACAAUACCUUCCAGAUCUGUAUCACCAAACACUCCCCUGCCAACACUCCCCAGGAUUACAGCAGCAACCUGAAGCUGUUUCCUUCCCGCAGUCCUUCCCAGGGCGAGGAGGACUCUGCCCUCAUCCUAACCCAGGACCAUUUGAGGAGCUCUGACCCUGACCUUUCUACUAAUAGUGACCAGGAGUCCGGGGUGGAGGACUUAAGCUGCAGGUCUCCAAGUGGUGGAGACUCCAUACCCAGCGAGGACAGCGGAAAGGACCCCGAUUCAGAUGAAGCAGUGUUCCUGAACGCCUAAAUGUCUUAGCAUCUAUUUGCUAUUAUAUUAUGUGGUAUAUUUAUUUUAUAGGGAGCUGUGCAAUGCUGUCUGGGAACAGUAUGCUGAAGAGAAAUGCACCACUCACCUAGGCCCACAUGUAAGGAAAGUAGAGUGGGCAGGAGAUUAGGAGCUGUGUUUUUCUCUGUGGGAUCCCUGAUCAUUCAGAAGUGAUGUAAAACUAUUUUUUUUUUUUUUUACGAAUUGAGAAUUAGGGAUCCUUGUGACAUAAUACUCGUCUGGUCUAUUAAAGCACCCUUGAGUUACCUCUGCAUUUCCAAACCCAGUAGAACAGGCACAGAUGCAUGUCAGUAAAUAUACCUGCAACCGUGUCAUUUGCAUUAUGAUGAAGAUGUUCAGUGAUGCAAACCAGGGUUUGUGGUAACUUUUAUACAGCGUACAGAUGAACGGGUCACCAAACUGAUCAUUUGUGGGUCGUAUAUGUUAGUGAGGAUGCUUCUUCUCAAGGAGUAACCAAAUGAUUUCCUUUUGGCACAAAUUGAGAUUUUACACUUUUCCCUAUCAGUUUCAUUGUAGAGAAAAUCCUUAUGGUGCCCAUACACUUGUGAGAUAUUAGGUGCUAUCCUUCGAUUUCGACCUCAUCUGCGAAGGAUUGUAUGCACAUUCUAGGUACCUUGAGACACGAUGCGCGGGCACGCCGCUCGAAUGUCGCGUCUCAAGAUAGUAUGUGCUGCACUUAAUAUUUCUUGCAUCGCAGUGCGAUCGCAUGUGGUUUUUAAACCACAUGCGAUAUAUCGCACUGCGAUGUGCGAUGGGCAACCGCCAGGAGCGGCCCGAGGCCGCUCCCACUCGGCGGUGACGUGCCCAUCACGUGAUUACCAUGCGAUCUAUCGCAUGGUAAUCACUUUGGCAGUUCAGUUGCGAUUUCAUUGCACCUGAACUGCCGGUGCGAUGACCCGCGAUGUCGCGUCGCGGGGCAUCGCACAAGUGUAUGGGCACCAUAAGUGUGUCUGCUGGAGUUACAGAUGGAAAUCACGUGGCUGUAUGACUGGUAAUAUUCAUGGCAUGUAUUAUGUAUAUCAAUGCGAUGCGACUAGGAUGCACAAGAAGGCUCUGCUGAUAUUUGAUAUGACCAUAGGUGUGCGCAGGGGGGGUGCCUGGUGCGCACAGGCACCCCUAAUGUCUGGCACCCCGAUCUCACAUGCCUGAUGCAGCGAUCGCAGAGCAGGCUGAUUACUGUCUCCUCUGCGCUGCACCCUGUCAGGACUGCAUUACUGACCGGGCGCUUGGGUUAAUCGAAAGUGCCACUGCCACCGUCUUUCAAAUUCCCAGCUCCACCACCAUGUACAAAAACAGCGUGAUGUGAUGUGAUUACGUCAUGCUGCUCGCACGUCCAUCCGUCACACCCACCACAUACACACCUCUCUACUUCUAUUCUAUGCCAACGCCAGCCACUGAUGAGGAUCAGCAUGCAGCCAGCAUUCCUCUUAGGAAGACAAAUUCAAUACUGGCAGGCGGAUGGCAGCAACAUUGACACGUCACUCGUUUUUCCAGCAGCAGCAGCAGCAAUACCAGUCUGCGACUGUCAGUUUAGUUACUGACUUGUAAGUAAGCUGCUGCAGCUUGCAGGGGAAAGACCAGGCUGAGGAGGAGCAGUGUAAUUGCAUGAGUGCCAUCAGGGGUGUUUGUUUGGUGCACACCACAACAUCUGACAAUGUAUCUGCUUUAUUAGGAUUGGUACAAAGGUGGAUAUUUUACAUGCGUUGACCAUCAAUAGAUGGUGCUAAACACGCCCAAAAGGCGGUGCUAGACACACCCCUCCGACGGUGCACCCCCUAAUAAAAUGUGCUGCGCACGCCAGUGGAUAUGACACUCGUAUAUCUGUGUGUGACUGAGAUAAUCUGCAUACGAAGUGCCACAAUGUAGCAACCGCAGCUUUUAUCCAGUACAUGUUCUGUUGUGCUCCGUAUACAGACUCAGUCACACAAUAUACAAGUGUCAUAUAUCAAAUUAAUCAGCAGUGUCUCCUAGUGCAUCAUUGUCGCAUUGUAUUUUGACUAAGACAACAUUUUUGCAAAAAAAGAUGCACAGAACCUGGUGGCUCACUUACAUGGUGUAUGAAGAUACAUUUGUAUGUUUGAUAUUCAGUGGCUUCAAAAAGCAAUUAUCCAUGUGACGUUUUUCACAUUUUACAUUCAUACGUCCUGGAAUCAAAGGGGAUUUUUCUGGGAAUAUUUAAUUCUGAUAUGAAGAAAAAAUAAUUGUGAAAGCAUUUUUUAAUACAUGGAAGAAGCAGCUUGUGCAAAUUGUGCUGGCUCUAGCGCAUAGGACACUUAUCUGCUGAUAACACCUCUCCCCCAUAGAGAUGUGUCCAUAUCUGUGAAAGCACUGUUAUCCGUGUACUGCACUGAGUGGAUGAGCGCUGUGACAGGGAGACAUUAGUUUGUCAUCACUGCUGUAUAAGUGGGAACAUCACAUGUGGAGAGUUUGGCAGUGUGAUACACUUGCUGAACGGUGGCAUGAUUAAGUAUCAAAGUAAUUAACACCGCUUGGUGUAGGCUAGGGCGUAUCAUAAUACAUAAUGAGUUACCUGCAAUUAUAGCACUCACUGCGUUUGGUUAUAUGCUUUGACAUUAACCAUUGCCUGUGUUUAGGAAGUGUAAUAUACUGUAACAAGCAGCGGCGGCUCCUACCUUGUUGGAGGAGGAGAGCUGCCGCUGCUGCCAGGUCUCCCCCUCCUUGUCCCCGUUGCGGCUGCCGUCUGGUUCCCGGCACUUGUACUAUGUACAGUUCACAGACGCCGGGACCCGGCGCAUGCGCAAUAGCGGCGUCGGUACUGCGCAUGCACAAAACCAAGGCUUCUAUGGACUGCAUCAGCUGCAGCCCAUAGAAGCUGGCUAGGGCUGAUGAGGCAGGGAGCCGGCUUUCUAGAGGAAGCUAGCUCUCUGCCUAUUGGAGCCUGGCCUGGCACUCCCGGAGGGGACUGCCUGUAGUGUGUGACUGGCAGGUAUGACCUCCAAUAGGAAGUCACUGCCAGUCACAGUAAAGCCAGUGCAGCCACAUGGACUGCAUCUGGGUUCACUGUGAGUGAGCUGGGUGGCGGAUUUUACCUGGGGCGGCUGCAGUCCUGCAGCCAGGGGCAGAUCCAGGAAAAAAUUACAGGAGCGGCACCUUGUGCAUGCCGAAGGCGUGCAGUCCCAUGAAGGUGUGCGUGGCCUCACAACAAGGGCAUGACCUAGCAACAAGGGUCAUGGCCUCAAAGGAAACGUUGUAUUCAUAAGACGGGAAGAGGGUGACACUUUGGAGAGGCAGCGGGUGACAGGAGAGAGAGGGUGAUGGGUUUAUAGUGACGCAGGGGAGAGGUGGAUGUGGGAGACGGAGGGGCAGUGGGUGACAGAGAGAGGCAGAGUGGGUAACACUGGGGAAAGGGUGACGAGGAAAAAGUGGGUGAUGCCAGGGGGAGGUGGCAGCGGGUAACAAGGAGAGGGGGACAGGGAGAGGCAGUGGGUAGCUAAGGUCUCUGUAGGAGUAGGAGGGAGUAGUGAGACAUUUGUAGUGAGGUUUACAGAGGCAUGAAGGGAAAGAUUCACUGGGGAAACAGACAUUAUACACACGGUAUGAGCCGAAAUUCACAUUAUAGCACAUAGUAUGAGACGUAGUUCACAUUAUAGCACACUGUAUGAGCCAAUAUUCACAUUAUAGCACAGAGAAUGAGACGUAAUUCACAUAAUAGCACAUGGUAUGAGCCUAAAUUCACUUUAUACCACAUGGUAUGAGCCAAAAUUCACAUUAUACCACACAGUAUGAGCCGAAAUUCACAUUAUAGCACACGGUAUGAGCCAAAAUUCACAUCAUACCACACGGUAUGAGCCAAAAUUCACAUUAUGCCACAAGGUAUGCAUACACAUAUACUGUUUUUCCUUGGUACAAACAGUAUAUGUUUCCAAGCAACAUAUACUGUUUAUUCCUAAAGUUGAACUGACCUCCUCUGGGAGCUUCAGAUGGCGGCAAUGGGGAGGCAGUGAGCGGGCCACCCACUCAGACGAGUCUCCUCUGCUCCAUGCUCCACGCGGUAGUGGUGACUGGCGAGCGUCCUGCCCCAGCAGGGCCGGAUUAAGGUUUGAGUGGGCCCUUGGACAACAAACUUGUAGGGGCCCCUAUUAACAUAAUUGUGUUACAAAAAAAGUGUGUUUAUAUAUAUAUAUAUAUAUAUAUAUAUACACACACACACUGUGGAAUCUACUGUACGUCUACAUUUAUUUACUUUCAUAGAGAGAAGGGGGUAGGGGGCAGGGAUCAGAGAGAAAGGGGUUUGGGGUAGGGAUCACAGUAAAGGAGGUUUGGAACAGCACAGAGAAGGGCGUUUGGGACAGCACAUAGAAGAGGGUUUAGGGUAGGGAUCACAGAGAAGGGCGUUUGGGACAGCACACAGAAGGGGGUUUAGGGUAGGGAUCACAGAGAAGGGCGUUUGGGACAGCACAGAGAAGGGGGUUUAGGGUAGGGAU
Molecule: messenger RNA, 6633 nt
Organism: Pseudophryne corroboree (corroboree frog)
Lineage: Eukaryota; Metazoa; Chordata; Amphibia; Anura; Myobatrachidae
Gene: MTMR7
Product: myotubularin related protein 7
Exons: 14
Coding region: 176-2149 (657 amino acids)
Biological process (GO): phosphatidylinositol dephosphorylation
Cellular component (GO): cytoplasm; membrane
Molecular function (GO): phosphatidylinositol-3-phosphate phosphatase activity; phosphatidylinositol-3,5-bisphosphate phosphatase activity
Source: RefSeq, a predicted model, not a curated record